Messenger RNA from Nannospalax galili (Upper Galilee mountains blind mole rat), 945 nucleotides. Its product is annotated as olfactory receptor 502-like. Bases 1 to 945 code for a protein of 314 amino acids. The record is from RefSeq and is a predicted model, not a curated record. Gene Ontology annotation, molecular function: G protein-coupled receptor activity; odorant binding; olfactory receptor activity. Gene Ontology annotation, cellular component: membrane. The transcript has a single exon. Gene Ontology annotation, biological process: sensory perception of smell; G protein-coupled receptor signaling pathway. NCBI's taxonomy places the organism in Eukaryota, Metazoa, Chordata, Mammalia, Rodentia, Spalacidae.
AUGGUUCUCCCGGGGGAUGGAAACAGCACUGUAGUGACAGAAUUCCUUUUACUAGGUUUGACCGAUGACCCGGACCUUCAAAUCACCCUCUUCAUCAUCAUCCUGUGCAUCUACCUGGUAACCUUGUCUGGAAACCUCAGCACCAUUCUGCUAAUUAGAGUCUCUCCUCAGCUGCACCACCCCAUGUACAUUUUUCUGAGCCAUUUGGCUUCUACUGACAUUGGCUACUCAUCUACUGUCACCCCAAAAAUGCUUGCUAACUUCCUGGUGGAGAGGAAUACCAUCUCCUACCUUGGGUGUGUCAUCCAGCUUGACUCAGCUGCUUUCUUUGGGACAGUUGAGUGCUACCUUCUGGCUGUCAUGGCUUAUGAUCACUUUGUGGCAAUCUGUAGCCCACUGCUUUAUUCAACCAAAAUGUCCACUCAUGUCUCUGUUCAGUUACUUAUAGGAGCUUACAUGGGUGGUUUUAUUACUGCUUUCUCCGGCACCUUUGCCUUUUUUUCUUUUGUCUUCUGUGGAUCAAACAGAGUCAAUCACUUUUUCUGUGAUUUUGCACCUUUAGUUGAACUCUCCUGUUCUGAUGUCAGUGUCUCCACAGCUGUUACCACAUUUUCUGCAGGCACUGCUCUUCUGAUCACAGUGUUGGUCAUAGGCAUCUCCUACACCUACAUCCUCAUCACCAUCCUGAAGAUGCGCUCCACUGAGGGCCGCCAGAAGGCCUUUUCCACCUGCACCUCCCUCCUCACUGUAGUCACUCUGUUCUAUGGGACCACCACAUUCAUUUACGUGAUGCCCAAGUCCAGCUACUCCACUGAUCAGAACAAGGUGGUGUCUGUGUUUUAUACGGUGGUGAUCCCCAUGUUGAACCCCCUUAUCUACAGUCUGAGGAAUAAUGAGAUUAAGGAAGCUCUGAAGAGACAACUUGUUAAAAAAUUAUAUUCGUAG